Molecule: messenger RNA, 1507 nt
Organism: Nomascus leucogenys (northern white-cheeked gibbon)
Lineage: Eukaryota; Metazoa; Chordata; Mammalia; Primates; Hylobatidae
Gene: TNFSF13B
Product: TNF superfamily member 13b
Biological process (GO): immune response
Cellular component (GO): membrane
Molecular function (GO): receptor ligand activity; tumor necrosis factor receptor binding
Source: RefSeq, a predicted model, not a curated record
UCAUACUUGAAGACUGUUAAUAAAUCACUCUCUAGCUAAGAACAAGUCAAUGCUAAAGCACUUAGCUUAUCUGACCUUCACAUUAAUUAUUUUUAUGACAGCAGCAGGAACUUUCAGCUGCUUUUCCCCCUUCCUUAUGAAGCCAUGUGGCCCCAAGCAGACACAGUUCCCUUACUACGCUUAAGGGUGGGCUUCUUAGACCUGUGCAUAUCUUAAAAGCUUUCCCUUGAAUGUGUCAAUCCAAACUCCAAGUUUCCUCAGCAGAUUUAAGGGGCUUUAAAUCUACUUGAGCAUGAGUGUUAUGAGAUGACUUUGAAAUUCUUACAAAAACUGAAAGUGAAAUGAGGAAGACAGAUUGAGCAAUCCAAUCGGAGGGUAAAUGCCAGCAAACCUACUGUACAGUAGGGGUAGAGAUGCAGAAAGGCAGAAAGAAGAAAAUUCAGGAGAACUCUCCUGAGCGGUGAGCCAAGCCCUGCCAUGUAGUGCACGCAGGACAUCAACAAACACAGAUAACAGGAAAUGAUCCAUUCCCUGUGGUCACUUAUUCUAAAGGCCCCAACCUUCAAAGUUCAAGUAGUGAUAUGGAUGACUCCACAGAAAGGGAGCAGUCACGCCUUACUUCUUGCCUUAAGAAAAGAGAAGAAAUGAAACUGAAGGAGUGUGUUUCCAUCCUCCCACAGAAGGAAAGCCCCUCUGUCCGAUCCUCCAAAGACGGAAAGCUGCUGGCUGCAACCUUGCUGCUGGCACUGCUGUCUUGCUGCCUCACCGUGGUGUCUUUCUACCAGGUGGCCGCCCUGCAAGGGGACCUGGCCAGCCUCCGGGCAGAGCUGCAGGGCCACCACGCGGAGAAGCUGCCAGCAGGAGCAGGAGCCCCCAAGGCCGGCCUGGAGGAAGCUCCAGCUCUCACCGCGGGACUGAAAAUCUUUGAACCACCAGCUCCAGGAGAAGGCAACUCCAGUCAGAGCAGCAGAAAUAAGCGUGCCAUUCAGGGUCCAGAAGAAACAGUCACUCAAGACUGCUUGCAACUGAUUGCAGACAGUGAAACACCAACUAUACAAAAAGGAUCUUACACAUUUGUUCCAUGGCUUCUCAGCUUUAAAAGGGGAAGUGCCCUAGAAGAAAAAGAUAACAAAAUAUUGGUCAAAGAAACUGGUUACUUUUUUAUAUAUGGUCAGGUUUUAUACACUGAUAAGACCUAUGCCAUGGGACAUCUAAUUCAGAGGAAAAAGGUCCAUGUUUUUGGGGAUGAAUUGAGUCUGGUGACUUUGUUUCGAUGUAUUCAAAAUAUGCCUGAAACACUACCCAAUAAUUCCUGCUAUUCAGCUGGCAUUGCAAAACUGGAAGAAGGAGAUGAACUCCAACUUGCAAUACCAAGAGAAAAUGCACAAAUAUCACUGGAUGGAGAUGUCACAUUUUUUGGUGCAUUGAAACUGCUGUGACCUACUUACACCAUGUCUGUAGCUAUUUUCCUCCCUUUCUCUGUACCUCUAAGAAGAAAGAAUCUAAC